Molecule: messenger RNA, 913 nt
Organism: Strongylocentrotus purpuratus (purple sea urchin)
Lineage: Eukaryota; Metazoa; Echinodermata; Echinoidea; Camarodonta; Strongylocentrotidae
Gene: thg1l
Product: probable tRNA(His) guanylyltransferase
Biological process (GO): tRNA modification
Molecular function (GO): magnesium ion binding; tRNA guanylyltransferase activity
Source: RefSeq, a predicted model, not a curated record
UUUGUGACGCACACAUCUCUUCUUAUAGUGCUCAACAGACAGUGACAUGGCGAAGAGCAAGUUUGAGUAUGUUCGUCUUGAGACCCAAGACAAACUUCUACCAAAUUCUUGGAUCGUCAUCAGAAUAGGAAAGAACUUCCACAAGUUUUCAGAUAUUCAUGGCUUUGAGAAACCCAACGACCUGAGAGGUCUUUCGCUGAUGUCGGAAGCUGCUACUAGUGUAAUGACCGAGUUCAAGGACAUCAUCUUAGCAUAUGGUCAGAGUGAUGAGUACAGCUUUGUCAUGAAGAAGGAUACUACUCAGUAUGGGCGCAGAGCCAGCAAGCUAGCUACUACAGUAUCAUCCCUGUUUGCAUCAUCGUUUGUCUUCUUAUGGCCCAAGUUCUUCCCUGAUAUGCCUCUCCAGUAUCCUCCAGCGUUUGAUGGUCGGUGCGUCCUCUACCCAUCAAACAAGAACCUUAGAGACUACCUCAGCUGGAGACAAGCAGAUUGUCACAUCAACAAUCUGUACAAUACAUGUUUCUGGACUCUCAUUCAGCGAGGAAACUGCUCACCUAAAGAGGCAGAAGAGAGACUUAAGGGGACUGUUUCGGGUGACAAGAAUGAGCUCCUCUUCUCCCAGUUUGACAUCAAUUACAACGCUGAACCUGAAGUAUUCCGGAAAGGAACCACACUCACGUGGAACACGGUUGAAGAAGAGGUGCUAUGUGGACAAGGAACAGAGUUUGAAAAGACAGUGACAAAACAAGAAGAACAGUUCAGAAAAUUCACAAGGACAUAAUUGGAAACAGUUUUUGGACUGAACAUCCAGAACUGCUCGGAACAGAAGUUAGAUGACCCCUAUGUAUGCUCCAAAAUGUCGGACGAUAAACAGGGUUCUAUGUAUGUAUGUAAAGAGGACUUUUCCAGGAAA